UUGUAUGUUAGUAAGGAAGGCAACUUUUUGGACAGCUGAAGGAUACGACAGGCCGCAAUAAUAGCUGGAUCUGAAGCCGCGCUGAUUUCGCUGACAUCACUCAUUCACCAUGGCGCCAAUCGCUUUGAAUAAUGUGGUCGACGUGGCGAACUUGAAGAAGACUCCCGAUCCGAGUUCAGGAGUCGAAGAAACGGGAGAAAGUGUCCGUCUUGCGGCAAGAUCAGGCACUUACACCAAACAAACAUCUGGUGCGGCACGUACCUACCUUCAGGCAAAUCUUAUUGUCCUUCCAUCAAAAUACGCCCCAGAUUUUCGGAUCCUCUGCCGGAGAAACCCGGUGCCGUGUCCUUUGCUGGCGGAAUCUAAAGCACUUGGGAAAUGGAAUGAAUUGCAGUCAUGGAUAGACGGGUUGGAAGGCGAACAAAUCGCCAAAAACGUUGACCUUCGUCACGAUUUUCCAAGGUAUAUGGUCUAUCAGGACGGCGUGUUGACAAAGUCGCACUGUCUCAACGUUGAAGACGAAUGGACAGAGGAUCAUGUUGGAUUCUUGAUCGGUUGUUCCUACAGUUUCGAGUCUGCUCUUACCGAAGCAGGCCUCAUACCAACGCAUACAGCUCACGGAAGGAACGUUCCCAUGUACGUGACCAAUAUCCCGCUUUGUCCGGCCGGUGCUUUUCAGCAGUCAACGUAUGUAGUAUCCAUGCGACCUUAUCGAAGGAAGGAUGUCGAAAAGGUGCGAGACAUCACCCGCCCAUAUAUAGCGACUCACGGUGAGCCGAUUGCAUGGGGAUGGGACGCAGUAUCUCGUCUGGGUAUACGCGACAUCAAUCAGCCGGAUUUUGGGGAGGCUCCAGUUGCUGCAGACGGGUCGCCACUAGAACUCGAAGGCAGUGGCAGUGAUGAAGAAGUUGUGCCUGUCUUCUGGGGAUGCGGAGUAACUCCUCAGGAAGCUGUACGAAGAGCUGCUCUCGAAGGCACCGUGAUUGGACAUGCUCCGGGUUAUAUGCUUGUGCUGGACAUCAGAGAUUGGGACAUAAUCCCCGAAGUAUGAAGCUGGAGCGUUGUAUCUCUCGUUCUAGCCACUACAGGCCGUGUCGAUGCGCGAUUUGUUCCCACAAAUACAAGUUUCAUUGUGUUGUGCCAAAAUGGCCUGGAUGGUAUGACUCCUUCCGCAGAGCAUUCUCAAUCCAACCAGUGUCC
Messenger RNA from Exophiala xenobiotica, 1200 nucleotides. RefSeq lists its product as uncharacterized. Gene Ontology annotation, molecular function: D-glutamate cyclase activity. Bases 110 to 1051 code for a protein of 313 amino acids. The record is from RefSeq and is a predicted model, not a curated record. The transcript has a single exon. NCBI's taxonomy places the organism in Eukaryota, Fungi, Ascomycota, Eurotiomycetes, Chaetothyriales, Herpotrichiellaceae. Gene Ontology annotation, biological process: glutamate metabolic process.